Molecule: messenger RNA, 1626 nt
Organism: Ascoidea rubescens DSM 1968
Lineage: Eukaryota; Fungi; Ascomycota; Saccharomycetes; Ascoideales; Ascoideaceae
Exons: 1
Coding region: 1-1626 (541 amino acids)
Source: RefSeq, a predicted model, not a curated record
AUGAUUGAGUCUAUAGUCUGGGGUAUCUUUUUUUUGAUUUGGGCUUUCGUUCAUAGAGAAAAUCAAGUGAUUGAAACCCAUGAAAACACAAUUGAAAAUGAAACAAUUAAAUUAAAGGAAAAACAAAUCACUGAUAAAGAUGAUUCAAUAUUAUCAUUAACAAAUCAAAUCAAAAAAUUUGAAGAAAACGAAAAAAAAUUAAACGAUCAAAUUACUAAUCUAACCAAUUUGAAUAAUGAUUUAAAUAACAUUAAGCAAACUCAUUUGGACGAUUUAAAAGUUUUGGAUUCAAACAAAAUUCAAAUUGAAAAUUUAAAUAAUGAAAUCUCAAAUCUAAAUCUAAUUAAAAACGAUCUAAAUAACAUCAACUCAAGUAAUGAUAAUUUAAUUAGAAAAAUAUCCUCUGAAAAUGAUUUGCUAAAUAAAAAAUUGAUAGAAUUGCAUCACGAAUUAAAAAUAUCUCAUACAAAUAAUCCUGAAUAUCAAAGAAUUUUAAUUGACAAUAACAAGCUUAUAGAUAAAAACUAUAGAUUAACUAAGGAAUCGACUUCUCAAAGUGCUAAAAUCAAUAUGCUCGUAAAUGAAAAUUCAAACUUGAGAAGUAGUUUACUCAAGUUUUCAAAUGAUUUCAGUACUUUAAAAUUAAAUUAUCUCAAUGAAUCAAAUGAAUUCUUAACUAAUUUAUCUUUAUUAAAAGAAAAAUUAUUUAAAAGUGAAAGCGAUGUCUAUUUUAAAAUUUUAAACACCCCCUCCCCAAACACUCAACAAAUUACGGAUUUUAAAAAAGAAAUUGAUUCAAAAGAUUAUGAAAUUAAUUAUUUAAAGGAUAAAUUUAAAUACUCCCUCACUAAAAAAAAUGAAGAAUUGAAAAAUUUGCAAGAUCAAUUGGAUUCUUUGAAGGAUAACUUGGUAAUCUCCGGCGGUAAAGCUUUAAAUUCAAAUUCUGAACAAAAAAUUCAAGAUCAACAUUUCAAUCAAGAUUACGAUUACUAUCGUAACCAAGAUUCAAAUCAAGUUCAACCCGAAAAUACUCAAGACCUUACUCAAGAUCAUACCAAAGAUCAAACACAAAAUCAAACACAAACUCAAACACAAACUCAAACACAAACUCAAACUCAAACUCAAUUGCAAGAAUCUAAAGAAAACAAUAUAUCUAAAAUCGAUUCCCCAAUUAAUCAAACUGAUCCUGAUGUAUCACUUGGUGACUCUCCAGUCAAAGCAAAGGCUGUGCCAGUUCAAAUCUCUUCACCUUCCACUCCUAAAAUUACUCAAGUAGACAGCUCUUUAUCCACAUCAUCACCUUCCAAUUUGACUUCUUCAACAGAAAUCUCUUCAAGAGAUUCAUCUUCAAAAAAUUUAGGUAAAGUAGCUUCAAACCCAAACCCAAAUUCAAACUCAAACUCAUUUUCAGUCCCAAACACUUCGAAAAUUAGUGACAAAAUCAGUAAACUCAAUCUCUCCCACAAUAACUCAAGCAGAAAAAGAAUCUCAGAUACAAUCAACAGCUUUGAGCUAAAACGUGUUAGUCCCACAAAUGGUGCAACUAAAAAGGAUCCCAUCAGUUCAAUUGACAAAGUCAGAGCCUUCAGUCUAUUUUCCAAAAAGGCUGGUAACGUUGCUAAUUGA